Messenger RNA from Mucor mucedo, 312 nucleotides. RefSeq lists its product as uncharacterized. The coding region runs from base 1 to 312 and encodes 103 amino acids. Lineage: Eukaryota; Fungi; Mucoromycota; Mucoromycetes; Mucorales; Mucoraceae. The transcript is spliced from 3 exons. The record is from RefSeq and is a predicted model, not a curated record.
AUGAGCAACCAUAACCGAUUGUUAUACAAUACUAACAAAAAGCUCCUCAUUACCAUUGUUGGACUCGACACAAUAGCCCAAACGAUGCAUAUAAAUAAUGCGAAUUUUAUUGCAGGUCUGGUUUUACUUACUUAUCAAUUCUCCAUUUCUUUAAAUCAAUACUAUCAAAAAUGGGUUCAUGCUGUGGUGGUUCAUCUUCUGGUUCAAGUGCUAGCAGCACUUUAUGCGGCUCUAGUGGCUUCUCUGGCUCAACAUACUAGAACCUCAAAUAGCUUUGGUAAUCAUUGGAGUUGGUGGGAUUACCUCUUUUAA